Messenger RNA from Dovyalis caffra, 231 nucleotides. The record is from the annotation of a GenBank genome assembly. Lineage: Eukaryota; Viridiplantae; Streptophyta; Magnoliopsida; Malpighiales; Salicaceae.
AUGACGAGCUUCUCUCCAUCGUUGAUCUUUACCUCUCUCCUUGGGGCAAUGCCCAAAUCAGAGGAAACGAAACCUUUGUUUGCCAGGAAGACCAUUUUCCUUUUACUUAUGGUGUUGAGAGAUUGGGUUACGAGAGAAAGCACCCAGAAUGGAAGUCAUGCUUUGAGGAAUUGGGUUUGGAUCCCAACACUGUUUAUGAGUGCCAUUCUGGUUGAUAUGGCGAUGAGGUAA